Molecule: messenger RNA, 660 nt
Organism: Lactuca virosa
Lineage: Eukaryota; Viridiplantae; Streptophyta; Magnoliopsida; Asterales; Asteraceae
Source: the annotation of a GenBank genome assembly
AUGGAGUUUGGAGACGUUCCCAGAGGCAAGACAAUAUUAUAUUCACAUGCCGACAGAAUUGCUACGAAUGAGGUCGUGGAGAAGAAAAACACCAUUAUCUUGGCUUUAAUGUCGUCGAAUAAUCAAUGUGUCUGUGGUAUGCCUGUUGUUGUCGUGGCAAACAAGACGGAGAUCAUGGAGCCGUUUUAUAUUCGCUAUGUGAAUUUGACUCUUAACCAUGUAGAAUCCCCCCCACGAAAACAAAGUCCACCACCUAUUGUUACCUCGCCUCCUCGAAGAAAGAAGUACAAGUCAGAAACAUCUUCGACUGAAACAACCACAAGUGCGUCUACCUCGCACCAGCCUCAAGUAAAAAAGACGUCAUAUGUCAAGCGACACAUUAACCAGAAAAAAGAUAAACCACAUAUAGGGUUUAGUGGUGGGGAGGACAUGGUAAAUGAAGAUGAGGAAGAAACACAUUACCAUGGUACGGGGAUGAAUUAUGAUGAUACAUUUAUGCAUGGUUUGGAGGGGGAAUUUGGGCCUACAACUAUGGGGAAAUAUGUUGAGCCGUUGCCGGAUGUGGUUCAACAUCACAAAAAACAGUCACUUUUAUUGUUAGGAAGCAACGAACAAAGGGUCUUUCACGGUAUCAGUGGACGCCGUACACAGUGGUAUUAA